Messenger RNA from Talaromyces marneffei, 591 nucleotides. RefSeq lists its product as uncharacterized. The record is from RefSeq and is a predicted model, not a curated record. The coding region runs from base 1 to 591 and encodes 196 amino acids. The transcript is spliced from 3 exons. Lineage: Eukaryota; Fungi; Ascomycota; Eurotiomycetes; Eurotiales; Trichocomaceae.
AUGGGGCGCAUUCUUCGGGUUUCAAAUUCGGAAAGGGCUAUUAUCAGCAGUUUACAUAUUUCACUGGCAUGUGCUGCUCACUAUAAGCACCGCCAUAGAGCGCUUGCACAAUCGCCAACUAUAACGUCGUCAACUGUAACCAGUGGAGUCGCGGUUGCCAAUCCCACAAACUCUGGUUCCAGUGUUCCUAUUGAGAUCGGAAUCGACGGCCCUAUAGGCAUUGUUGAGAUAGGCUCACCCGGACAAACAAUUGACGUCCAGUUUGACACCACCUUCGAUGGGGUGCUGGUUCGAUCUGCCCGUGAGGAUACCACUGACACGGAUAACAGCCUUGUAUACAAUAGUAGUGACUCCGAGUCAUGGAGUUAUUAUAUUCCCGGUUCCAGCCCUGAGAAUACAUACACGCAGACGCUUGAGGAUGAUGCUUAUGCUAUAGCGCUUGCUGGCAUAGAAACAUUCGAUAUUGGCGGCAAACUCUAUUCGAAUAUGGCAUUCAGCCAAUUUGAACAAUAUUAUCAGAAUACUAGUGGACAGGCUAUUCCCUUUGGCGGGACCAGCGGGAGUAUUGGCCUCAACUACAACUCGAUGUAG